Messenger RNA from Penicillium cinerascens, 1263 nucleotides. RefSeq names its product CRAL/TRIO domain protein (gene sfh5). Lineage: Eukaryota; Fungi; Ascomycota; Eurotiomycetes; Eurotiales; Aspergillaceae. The transcript has 2 exons. Gene Ontology annotation, cellular component: plasma membrane; cortical endoplasmic reticulum; cytosol. The record is from RefSeq and is a predicted model, not a curated record. The coding region runs from base 1 to 1263 and encodes 420 amino acids. Gene Ontology annotation, molecular function: phosphatidylinositol transfer activity. Gene Ontology annotation, biological process: Golgi to plasma membrane protein transport; regulation of exocytosis.
AUGUCAGACCAGAAGCCAGUCGAACAAACCCCUGCUGAACCCGAGAAGGGCGAGGCUGUGGAAGCUACCGACAAGCCCGCUGAGACUCCCGCUCCUGUCACCGAAAACACCGACAAGGAUGUUGCACCCCAGGCAGAUGAACCCGCCAAUUGCGAGAAUCUCAAGGCUGAGGAGCCUACCCAAGAUGCUUCUGCUGCCACUGCUGCUGCACCGGAGUCUGAAGCCACGCCUGAGGAGCAGAAACCUCAGAAGCCCGCAUACCUGACCAAUAUUCCGUCCCUUGAACAAUUCUUUGACCACCUUCCCGAGAUUCUCCGCAAGACCGGCUAUAAUGAGAUGUGGGGUGUUUCCCUGAAGGGUAGCGAGGACAUCCCUACCGUCAAUGUACUGAUCAAGUUCCUGCGUGCCAACGAGGGCAACCUCCAGGCAGCGGAGGAUCAACUGGCCAAAGCUCUCGAGUGGCGCAAGGAGACGAACCCACUUGAGUUGGUUGAGUCCGGGCGAUACAGCGCGACCAGAUACGGUGGCCUGGGUUACCUGACGACAUACGAGGAGGACGGUCGCCCUCUGGUGUUCACAUGGAACAUUUACGGUGCAGUGAAGGACAUGACAGCAACAUUUGCGGAUGCUGACGAGUUCGUCAAAUGGCGUGCUGCCCUGAUGGAGAUGGCCGUGCAAGAUCUGAAGAUGAAGGAUGCCACUUCCGUUAUCGACUACGACGGCGAAAAGGAUCCCUACCAGAUGAUUCAGGUCCACGACUACCUCAACGUAAAGUUCUUUCGCAUGGACCCCAGCGUUCGGACUGCUACCAAGAAGGUCAUCGAUGUAUUCUCCACCGCCUACCCUGAGCUAUUGCGGGAGAAGUUCUUUGUCAACGUCCCUGCUAUCAUGGGUUGGAUGUUCACUGCCAUGAAGCUCAUUCUGAGCCGCAACACCACUCGCAAGUUCCACCCCAUCACCAAUGGCGUCAAUCUGGCUCGUGAGUUCCCUACUUCCGUGGCAGACAAGAUCCCCAAGGCCUACGGUGGAAAGGGAGCGGAUCUGAAAGACGAGGCACGGGCUGUUCCGUUGGUCGAGGACAAGGAAGAGAAGAAGACGAACGAGGGAACCAAGCCUACAGACGCUGCGGGCGAGAGCACUGCUCAAGAAAGCCCUGCCAAGACUGAGGAGCCAGCAAAGACUGAGCCUACUCAGGAUACCACCGAGGAGGAGCCCGUUAAAGAGGAGGAGCCUAAGCUUGAUGCGAAAGAAGAUUCCAAGUAG